AUGGAGAACAGCGUGAUAGCCAAGUAUAAGUUUAUCAACAACAUCUUCGCUCGCCUUCAAGCCGACAGGCAAAGAAUGAGGAAGAAGAACCCAAGGCAAUUCUCGACGAGAAAAGUAAGGGCUGCGACACCUCCAUCGCUGCCGGCACCCGUCCAGAUCUGCCCACUGCUUGAGGACUACAUUCGCCCAGAGUGUUCACUACUCACCUUGCCUGCAGAACUACGUCUCGUCAUUUACGACUUAAUCCUCCACCGACCUACCGACGCCUACAUCAAGAGACUACCGAGCCAAAAGCUUCGCCGCGUCACGGUAACGAUCUACAGCGCUCAACCCGUCAGCAUAUCAGGCCUCGACAGGGUAUACUUGACCCAUAUCAACCGCCAAACCCGGCACGAGGCCUCGCGAGUGAUCUAUGGCCGCAGCUUCUUCCACGUUGAUCUUCUCGGCAACCACAGGGCUAUAGCAAGAUGUCAGGCCAUGACAGAUAGACAGAUGGCUAGGCGGCUGGUGGACGUCCUACCCCAGAUCGGCUAUGUCAAGCUCAUGGAGUUCAAGGUUGGCGAGCUGCCAGAUCAGCAAGGUCGUGAGACGGGAGCUGUUUGA
Messenger RNA from Recurvomyces mirabilis, 603 nucleotides. RefSeq lists its product as uncharacterized. Lineage: Eukaryota; Fungi; Ascomycota; Dothideomycetes; Mycosphaerellales; Teratosphaeriaceae. Bases 1 to 603 code for a protein of 200 amino acids. The record is from RefSeq and is a predicted model, not a curated record. The transcript is spliced from 2 exons.